GUCACUCCAGAUUAACGAGUGCAUCCACGAGGUGCUAGGUUGAGCGAUGGAUGGCAGUUGAAAGUCCCAUCCACGAUUAUAUUGCAGGAGCUUUUGGAGGAUCCAUUGGGUAUGCUGUUGGGUACCCAUUUGACACAACAAAGACACAGCUUCAAACACAGCUGCAUGGGAACCGGUACAAAGGCUUCACUGACGCUUUUACACACAUCUAUAAACAACAAUGGAUCAGUGGGUUUUACAGGGGCAUGUCAUGGCCUCUGAUCACAGUCGGAGUGACAAACUCCAUAUUUUUCGGUGUGUAUGGAAAUAUGCUGAAGUCCCUAGAGCCCAACAGAGAGAAACGGAAGAAGGCAUACAGCAAGAUAUUGUUAGCCAGUUGUUUGGGAGGAGCAGCACAGUGCCUGGUGGUCAUGCCCAUAGACUAUAUCAAAGUAAUCCUACAAUCCCAGAUCAGACAUGACGUCCAUUCAAGCAAAGUUGUUACAGCAUCAGUUGAGAGUGCCAUGUUCCGUGGUCCAAUGGAAUGUGCCCGCUAUAUCUGUCGGACAGAGGGCCCACAUGGGCUGUACAAGGGCGCAGGGCUAACUUUGUGUCGAGAUAUUCCGUGUUUUGGUGUGUAUGGUCUCACCUACAUGUUAAUAAGUGGACAGAUGAAGGAGAGGGGCUGGUGUGACUCCCGGGGCAUUGUAGCUGACCUGUUGGGAGGAGGGCUGGCAGGUGUGGCCGCAUGGCUAUCGGUUAUGCCGGUGGAUGUAGUGAAAAGUCGAUACCAGGCUGACUACCGAGGAGAGUUCAGUGGCUAUGUUAACUGUGCACUACAGAGUUACAGAGAGGAGGGACUUCGGGUGUUCUACAGAGGCAGUAUGGCCAUCUGUCUCCGUAGCUUCUCCUCGAAUGCUGUCGAGUUCAUGGUCUACGCACAACUUAUGCGUUAUUUUCAAGGCUCAGGUCAUUACUCUGAAGACUAGUUGUCUUAGAUUCACAAACAAACUUUAAACUCAUUUCAGUAACUUAUUAAACAUCCAAUUGCUAUUUUGGUAAUUUGGUAGAGAGUGUGACUUAAUUAUUGUAAUAUAUAUUCCAAUGUCGCCUUUGAUAUUGAUAUUUGAUACAAACAUCAUAACUGUUGAUUUGUUCCUUUAUAUCCUUGCCAGUUGUGCAUUAUGUAAUUAGACGUUUACACAGCUUUAUGAAACUUAAUCAAUUGUUUAAAUGCAUGCUGUAGUGUUUGUAUAAUUUACCCGUGUUCAUUUUAAGAGAGAAAUUGUGUUGUUAUAUAUAUAUAUACAUGUAAUAUACAGAUACUAGUCUCCUUUAUUUUUUCAUAUUUAUUUUGAAUUUUACAUUUGAUAUUAAUCGACAGAUUGGUCAUAUUAUGUUGAUAUUAACAUACUGUGAUAUUGAAACUUUGAGGUCUGACGAUGUACUUCCUAAAUUAUCCAUUAUAUAAAUGCUGUAAAUAAGGUCAUUAAAAUUUGUUCCUU
Molecule: messenger RNA, 1484 nt
Organism: Mizuhopecten yessoensis (Yesso scallop)
Lineage: Eukaryota; Metazoa; Mollusca; Bivalvia; Pectinida; Pectinidae
Product: solute carrier family 25 member 45-like
Exons: 5
Coding region: 51-968 (305 amino acids)
Biological process (GO): transport
Cellular component (GO): mitochondrion
Molecular function (GO): transmembrane transporter activity
Source: RefSeq, a predicted model, not a curated record